AUGCUUCGUGUCUUGCUGAUAUGCCUCCUGCCAGUGACCAGUGGAAAGAGCUGCCUCCGAUGCUGGCCAGAGCUGCCCACCCUGCUGGACUAUGACCUGCAGGUGCUCUGGGGCAGCCCAGGGCCACCUACAGAACUCUCACAAAGCCUACAUUCCUUUUUCCUGGAGGAUAGCGCCUUACUCAUGCCCUGGUAUCUUGCUCAAGACCAUUUGGAAGAGGAAACGGCUACUUUCUUCACCCAUGUAGACCAAGCCAUUAAGAAGCUGAGGGAUGAUAAGUCAGCACUUCUGCAAGAGAUCAAUGUUCAGAAGGGUCUUCUGUCCGAGAAGCUGAAAGAGAGGUCCCAGGAGCUAAAGCAGAGGGCCUGCAACGACUCCUGUGACCUCCUGUCCCCAGUGGAAGUCAAUGUAUGUGCUGACUGCCAGACGCACUUCCUGUCCUGCAAUGACCCCUCCUUCUGCAGAGGUCAUGCCACUCGGUCCUACAAAUGGCUUGUGAUCCUUAUCAGUAUCCUGAUGUUCCUGGCUGUGGCUGGCAUUGGUGGUUACUUUUUCUGGCUCCAAAAGAAGAAGGCUGUUGAGGGAAGAGACAGCCAGUUACCUCCCUCAGGAAGUGAGCAGCACCCAGAACAUCAAUCAGAACACAUGGUGUCUGACAGCUAA
Molecule: messenger RNA, 663 nt
Organism: Onychomys torridus (southern grasshopper mouse)
Lineage: Eukaryota; Metazoa; Chordata; Mammalia; Rodentia; Cricetidae
Gene: Tex51
Product: testis expressed 51
Exons: 8
Coding region: 1-663 (220 amino acids)
Source: RefSeq, a predicted model, not a curated record